This is a messenger RNA of Acanthosepion pharaonis, 615 nucleotides long. The record is from the annotation of a GenBank genome assembly. Lineage: Eukaryota; Metazoa; Mollusca; Cephalopoda; Sepiida; Sepiidae.
AUGCCUUCCCUCUCCCUUUUGUCCGAUGACAUCCAUUUUGCAGAAUGCCUUCCUCUUUUUUGUCCGAUGAAUCCCUUCCAUUUUUGCCUUUCCUUUUGUCCGAUGACAUCCCUCUCCAUUUUGCAGAAUGCCUUCCGCUCUUCCUUUUGUCUUUUCUCCAUUUGCAGAAUGACAUCCACUCUCCAUUUUGCAGAAUGCCUUCGACUCUCUUCCUUUUGUCCGAUGACAUCCACUCUCCAUUUUGCAGAAUGCCUUCCACUCUUCCUUUUAAUGCCUUCCGCUCUUCCUUUUUGUCCGAUGACAUCCACUCUCCAUUUUGCAGAAUGCCUUCUCUUCCUUUUGUCAGAUGACAUCCUCUCCAUUUUGCAGAAUGCCUUCUCUUCCUUUUGUCCGAUGACAUCCACUCUCCAUUUUGCAGAAUGCCUUCCUCUUCCUUUUUUGUCCGAUGACUUCCACUCUCUAUUUUCCAGAAUGCCAUUUUUCACAAUGCUCUUCUCUUUUUGUCCGAUGACAUCCACUCUCCAUUUUGCAGAAUGCCUUCCGCUCUUCCUUUUGUCCGAUGACAUCCACUCUCCAUUUUGCAGAAUGCCUUCCGCUCUUCCUUUUGUCCGAUGA